Procambarus clarkii (red swamp crayfish) is the source of this 2283-nucleotide messenger RNA. RefSeq names its product protein bric-a-brac 1. Gene Ontology annotation, cellular component: nucleus. Lineage: Eukaryota; Metazoa; Arthropoda; Malacostraca; Decapoda; Cambaridae. The record is from RefSeq and is a predicted model, not a curated record. Gene Ontology annotation, biological process: regulation of transcription by RNA polymerase II. Gene Ontology annotation, molecular function: protein binding.
GGAAUACAAAACUUAUUAUCAUCUUCUGACUAGAUUUUUAAGCAAAUCCUUUAAAUGGAUAAUUUGCAGCUGGAACACACUUUGUCUCUAAGUCGCGUCCAGCCAUUCGAACGUAAUUUCAGAGUUUUUUGUAAACACAUCUUCGUUAGUGACUGGACAGUGAAUCUAGCAAUUUUUGAGAGUUUUAUGUACAGAUCGGUAAAUCUAGAAACACAUUAUGGGGGGCAGCGAUAUGCAGUUCUGCCUGCGGUGGAACAAUUUUGGCACCACCAUGACCGCAGCACUUCACACACUACACGAGGGCGGGGAUUUUGUUGAUGUCACACUUGCUGCUGAUGGAAUGCAGUUAAAAGCGCACAAGCUGAUUCUUUCAGCUUGUAGUCCCUACUUCAGAGAUAUAUUAAAGAAUAAUCCAUGUCAACACCCGGUGAUAAUUCUCCGAGAAGUGCCCAUAGAAGACUUGGAAGCAGUAUUGGCAUUUAUGUAUGAAGGUCAGGUCAAUGUAUCCCAAACACGGCUUCACACAUUCAUGAAGCUGGCUGAGGCGCUUCAAGUGCGUGGUCUGACAGAUACACAGAAUACCAGAGCACGGAUGGAAAAGGAAGUAUAUCAAAAUUUAGUGCCGACUACAGAAGUAGGAAAUGGCUCCAAUCCAGUUGUGGCGGCAGCAGCUGCAGCAGCAGUGGCCGCAGCAGUGAGCAGUGCAAUAACCAUUCCUGUUGUCUCCCAGUGUACAACACAGGCACCACAGACGAGAUCACGGGCUCAUGAAUCGCCACCACCAUCUUCUAAGCGGAGAAGAUUAUCCCCAGCCCAUGAAAGAAAUUCACCUUUACAUAAUGAAGAAGACAAUAGUUUAGAUGAACAUGCAGACAUUAAAAGAGAUAUUCGUAACUUACUAGAAGUAAAGAUGGAGCCAGAUGAAUAUCCAGAAGGAGUAGAUCCAGACGAUGAGAAUGACCAGCCUCCACCACCGCCACCAGAGGUCAGCUUCAUGGAACAACAACCAGAGGUUGUAAGAAAUGUGGGAGGCUCAACAUCCUCUGUGAAUCUACCCACAAUCUUCCUACCUCAGCACACGUCUAGUGAGAAGCCCAGUCACAACAUCUUACCACGACGUAACUCCCACGAGAGAACAUCUGCUGUCAACCUUCAACCAGAAUUUCCUCAAGACCCAUCUUGCCAAAACCUGCCAUAUCCGUGCCCAUUCUGUGAAAAGGCAUACACUUCAUGGGGCUUCAGAAGGCGGCAUAUUAAGGGAUAUCACACGUCAUCCCCAGAGCUACCGUGCAAGUGGUGUUUCACAGUCCUCCCUUCACACCAAGAUUGGGCGGACGUGAAUUUCACACACGAGGGGCCGCUGAGGUGUGAAGGUAACAAAGGAGCAUGUGACCAGAAGACACAACCUAGCCGUGGGAGAUGCACGCAAUGGUUUACUAAUCUUGGAAGAAGCCCACAUGGUACUCCAAAUAGCCCAACCUACACGAAUUGAUUCCUUGAUGGAACUUAUAAAAAACAAAAAGGACAAGGAUGAAGACGACCCUAAGAAAAAUAAUGGAAAAGAUACUGAGCAAAGUCAGAAUCAGAGAGACAAAGGGGAAGGUAGCAAGUGAAAAUUUAACUACCUUCAUAGACCUUUUUUCAUUCAGGGAUGAUAUAUCAGAGUAAUAAAACUUUCAUGUGUAAACUUUAUACGAUUGCUACGGUGAAAGUGCGUGUGAAAGUGUGGAUGAGUAUGCAUAGAGAUACCAGUCAUCAGACAGCUAAGAGGGAAUGCUGGUGUGCCUUCAGGAGAAAAGUUUCAAAGGUAACAGAUUCAUUGCCAUACAGACAUGUGAUAAUCUACCUUGAAUGUUAUUCUUCAUGAAUGUCUGAUAAAUGUUGGUUUAUGGGUAUAAUUGAAUUGUAUGAAAAGAAAAUUUAUCAUAUAUAGUACCUCAUUAAAAUUGUCAUGUUUUACUAGAUUUGGUGUUUAUGUAUAAUCAAUUUGACCAGAUAGCAAUACAGUUUCUUGUAUAAUUGUAUGACUAAUAUUUAUUGAAAAAUAAUGUUAUAAUUAAAUUGGUCCAAUUUUUUUUUUAUCAGAGGAAAUAUUUUAUUCUUCUUAUAAAUGUCUUAUCAAGGUGAAGUUAACAAUGGCAUGAAAGAACAAACAAAUAUUUAGCUAUUUUGCUGCUACAGCAUACCCAUUGAUUCAUGUGUAGAAGUGACUUUCCCUUCCUCACUACACUUGUAGAUCAAGAACCAAUUCAUUUGUGCCUGAAAUUAAAUUAAAAAACUGCA